This is a messenger RNA of Strongylus vulgaris, 351 nucleotides long. Lineage: Eukaryota; Metazoa; Nematoda; Chromadorea; Rhabditida; Strongylidae. The record is from the annotation of a GenBank genome assembly.
AUGUCAACAGAACCUAUAGAAACGCUAUUUGGCUUUCCGAAAUACCCGCCAUUUCGACUAAACCAACCACGCUUUCCUCAAGAAACGUUUUUGGGAAGGUACCUUCACUAUUUGGAUGUUAUUGAUCCUAGUACUCUGUUUGUAUCAGAGAAACGUCUUCGUGAAUGUGUUCAACUGUUGAACGAUUUCAAAAUGGGAAAGGCGACGGCUUCGGACAAAACGCUAUGGAGAGCCCAGCAGAUAAAACAAGCUAUAUUGCAUCCGGACACUGGCGAAAAAGUCCUACCUCCUUUUCGGAUGAGCGGAUUUGUUCCUUUUGGCUGGAUCACUGUAAGAGCCAAUUCUCUUUGA